Molecule: messenger RNA, 3801 nt
Organism: Alosa alosa (allis shad)
Lineage: Eukaryota; Metazoa; Chordata; Actinopteri; Clupeiformes; Clupeidae
Gene: gnsa
Product: glucosamine (N-acetyl)-6-sulfatase a
Exons: 14
Coding region: 142-1764 (540 amino acids)
Biological process (GO): glycosaminoglycan metabolic process
Molecular function (GO): glycosaminoglycan binding; N-acetylglucosamine-6-sulfatase activity
Source: RefSeq, a predicted model, not a curated record
UGUUUUGCACAGUUAGACGAGAAGGGACUGUGUAGGGUUCUUCGUGAGGCGGAAUUUUCUCAACAACAUUUCACGCUUCUAUUGACCUUUGAAGAGCCAAUAUAUCACUUAGGCGCGUCUGUUUUUAUUUACGCCGCAGAAAUGGCCUCGAUUCGAUUACAUCUGCGGAAGUUAUUACAUUUUAGCCUUAUCUGCGUCACUUUGUUCUUAAAUAGCCUGCCUGUUGUGGUCACAAUGUACAGGAAACCCAACAUUGUUUUGAUAUUAACAGAUGAUUUAGACGCUGAUAUGGGUGGCAUGGUUCCACUUAACAAGACAAGAAAGUUAAUAGGUGAUUCUGGAAUCACUUUUACCAAUGCGUUUGUUGCUAGUCCGCUGUGCUGUCCGAGUCGUGCCAGCAUCCUGACGGGAAAGUACCCCCACAACCACCAUGUAAUCAACAACACCUUGGAGGGCAACUGCAGCAGUCAAGCCUGGCAGAAGAGCCAGGAGCCAGGGACCUUCCCCGCCCUGCUGCAGAAGAGCUACUACCAGACCUUCUUCGCUGGCAAAUAUCUCAACGAGUAUGGGAACCCAAACGCAGGGGGUGUGGAACAUGUGCCUCCAGGUUGGGACUACUGGUUUGCCCUGGAAAGAAACUCUAAGUACUACAACUACACCCUGUCUGUGAAUGGAAAAGCGCAGAAACAUGGACAGAACUACAGCCAGGACUACCUGACAGACGUGCUGGCCAACAUGUCGUUAGACUUCCUGCAGUACAAGUCGAACUACCGGCCCUUCUUCAUGAUGGUGUCCACCCCUGCCCCCCACUCGCCAUGGACAGCGGCUCCCCAAUACGAGAGCACCUUCCCCAACGCCAAAGCGCCACGGGACCCCAACUUCAAUGUCCACGGCAAGGACAAGCACUGGCUCAUCAGGCAAGCCAAAACCCCCAUGUCCAACUCUUCAGUGGAGUUCCUGGAUAAUGCCUUCCGGAAAAGGUGGCGCACUCUGUUAUCAGUGGAUGACUUGGUGGAGAAGCUGGUGAAGCGGCUAGAGGCGCGGGGAGAGUUGGAUAAUACCUACAUCUUCUUCACCUCCGACAACGGCUACCACACAGGCCAGUUCUCUCUGCCCAUGGACAAGCGGCAGCUGUACGAGUUUGACAUUCGAGUGCCCCUGCUGGUGCGGGGACCAAACAUCAAGCCCAACCAGACAACUCCGAUGUUGGUGGCCAAUGUUGACUUGGGCCCCACCAUCCUAGACAUGGCUGGGAUCGACUACAACAAGACCCAAAUGGAUGGCAUGUCCUUCUUGUCUGUUUUGAGUGGUCAGGCGAACAGCAGCAGUUGGCGGACAGACGUGCUGGUGGAGUACGAGGGGGAGGGCAGUAACGUGACUGACCCCGCCUGCCCCCUGCUCGGCCCUGGAGUCUCGGAGUGUUUCCCAGACUGUGUGUGUGAAGACUCCUAUAAUAACACCUAUGCCUGUGUUCGCACAGUGUCCCCUACAGCCAACCUCCAGUACUGUGAAUUUGAUGACAAUGAGGUAUUUGUGGAGGUGUAUAAUCUGACGGCGGACCCGUUCCAGCUGAGCAACAUUGCUAAGAGCAUCCAGCAGGAGGUCCUGGAGAAGAUGAACCACCGGCUCAUGAUGCUGCAGUCGUGUGCCGCCCAGUCAUGCAGAACACCGGGAGUCUAUGACUCAAGGUACAAGUUUGACCCAAGGCUGAUGUUCAGCAACCACAGUCCCCACUUGAGAAAACUCCGCCAGACGCUCAAGUAAGACCGACUGAAGGGGAAACAAGGGAAAACGAGGGAUGAAGAGGGACGAAGAGGAGGAGGAGAGGAAGAUGAAAGCAGAGGCACGUCUCACCUUCCCUUCUGUUGUUGCCUUGCACCUCAACACCACCCCCCACCCCAACUCCAAUAAUUCCCCCUCCCCCAUCCUCUCUAUCUCUCAUUCCCAAAAUGUCAUUGUUCCAUCUCUCCUCCUCUCAUCCCUUCUUUUCUGCGGGGGUCAGAGGUCAAAUCUCCACACAGGGUGAGGAUGUUGUCUGAGGGCUGGACCUGUUAUCACUGGAGCCACUUUUUAUGAAAACAGCGUUGCCUUUAGCAUGUGUGUGUGUGUAUGUGUGUGGGUGUGUGUGUGUGUGUGUGUGUACUAUUAGUGUGUGUGGAAGGAUGUAUGCACAUGUGUGUGUACUCUAAGUGUGUGUGUGACAGCCCUAAUGACGCUGGUCAUCUUCACGCCGAGGGACACUGCCGUCUGUCAUAGCAGGUAUUCACUUCAGAUCAAACUCGAGGAUUAUAACCUUUGUUUUGGGGUCAUGUGUUCACUUCUGACCAUGUACCGAGUCUUUCUGGUUCAAUACUGCGUGUUGAAGUGUAUUUGUUAAUUUAGGGGUGUCUUUAGAGUUUUUGUUGUUGUCUAAAUGUACGCUUGUGUCCAAAUAGGAUCGAGUGGUAACAGAUAUUACAUGGCAGCCUCUCCAAAAACCACAUACAGUAUUUAGUUUUUAUUGACUUGUCAGUCUGUUUUCUACGUAUUUGUAGGCCUUACAUGUAGACAUUAGAGGUGUGCAUUUUGACGAGUUAACUAAAAUAUCUUCUUUUUUUUUUUUUUUUUUUUUUGUCUGAUUAAGGCCAAAGGUACCGUUAGCUCCAGCCACUCCAACUCAACUGUACUUUCUCAAAUGUCAGUUGACGUUUCAGACACACAUACACACGCACGCACACACACGCAUGCACAUGCACACACGCACACAUACACAUACACACACAGGCACAGGAAAUGGUAAAUGGAGGCAGGAGGACAGACAUUUAACCACUCGCAUGGCAAGGCUGCACCUGAUGAAACUGACGGUAUCAAUAUAACAAUCUGACCUGCACCGCUCGAAGGUAGGACAGGGUGACUGGACUACUCCAGCUGAAUCAGAACUGUAACACUAUGUAAAAUAACGGAGACGGGGGGGUCGGGCACAGACAUGUUUUUGUUUUGGUCCACUAUCAUUUCUCACGACUGUCGUGGUCUCCAUAACGGCCUGUGAUUACAGGCCCUUUUCAGUUGUCUAUGAGCCAAAGGGGGGAGAUCAGACUAUUGUAGGUUUUUAAAGGGUCACCAUUUCAUAAAUUUGGGACUGUGACAUGCCAAAUGAAUGAUGAUCAUUGCUAAAUGUGAAUAGAAAUACAAAGCUGAGGGCGAUUUCUGCCUAAAAAUUAAACAAGCUUAUUUUAUUAUGAGGGACUCGCAUGGGAUACAUGGUUUGUUUGAAAAUUCUAAAAAUUCCUCGGUUAAAAGAAGGAAAAAAAAACACACUUCCAUAGUCUCACACACAACCAACCCAAGCUUUCUAACGAGAAGGGAAUUUUAAUGCAUUAUGGAUUGGAAUACUUCACAAUAGAAAUGAGAUUCGGACUUAACGCUGUUUGCUCCUUAGCAUUCACUAUAAACUAGUAGGGCUUGACCUCUUCACGACUGGACACCGUAUAUGCCGAUAACCUGGUGCCUUUUUAUAUGAAGUACCGAGAUCGGGAUUUCAUUUUAUGCACCAAAAUCAUAAACGUGUUAAGGGUGGAGCUGUUGAAGUCCACCUUACUCCUACAGAAAAUGGUCCACAAACACAAAAACAUUGAGGUGACCUAGUUGAAGUCACUAACGCACUUUUCCAAUCUGUUUAGGAUUUACAGAUGUUAUUUUGCACUGUAGAGAUUUUUUUCCUCCUAUCAACAAUAAUGUUUUUUUUGUUACAGUCAGUACAAUACAGUAAAUAAGUACAUUUGUUGGCUUGUGUGAUUGAUCAAUAAAGCAAUGUGAAAAUUA